GAAGAACCCUCAUGGUCAAACAGGAACUUCUGCUAUGAGUUAGCAAGACAUUGAUGUUGACAGGAUAUUAUUUGGAACGUCGCUGAAAAUGUCCACUCCCGAUCCUCCGAUGGGAGGAACGCCUCGCCCGGGGCCUUCUCCCGGGCCCGGGCCCUCCCCUGGUGCUAUGCUGGGCCCCAGUCCCGGACCAUCCCCUGGUUCUGCACAUAGCAUGAUGGGCCCCAGCCCUGGGCCACCAUCAGCGGGGCACCCAAUACCACCACAGGGGCCUGGAGGUUAUUCUCAGGACAACAUGCAUCAGAUGCAUAAGCCGAUGGAGUCCAUGCAUGAGAAAGGCCUGUCCGAGGACCCUCGCUACAGCCAGAUGAAGGGCAUGGGCAUGAGGGCAGGCGGGCACGCCGGGAUGGGUCCUCCCCCCAGCCCCAUGGACCAGCAUUCCCAAGGCUACCCUUCCCCACUUGGUGGCUCUGAGCAUGCGUCAAGUCCCGUCCCGGCUAACGGUCCUUCUUCCGGCCCCCAGAUGCCCUCUGGUCCUGGAGGAGUUCCGUUAGAUGGGUCUGACCCACAAGCUCUAGGGCAGCAGAAUCGAGGCCCGACUCCGUUUAACCAGAACCAGUUGCAUCAGUUGAGGGCUCAGAUCAUGGCCUACAAAAUGCUCGCCAGGGGACAGCCUUUACCUGACCAUCUUCAGAUGGCCGUGCAGGGAAAAAGGCCGAUGCCCGGGAUGCAGCAGCAAAUGCCAACACUACCUCCGCCUUCUGUGUCUGGGACAGGACCAGUGCAAGGACCAGGCCCUGCCCCGGGCCCAACACCUCCGAACUACAACAGACCUCAUGGUAUGGGAGGGCCUAACAUGCCCCCUCCUGGACCCUCAGGAGUUCCCCCAGGAAGACCAAUGGCAAAUGCUGCAGCUCCCACUAGCACACCUCAGAAACUGAUUCCUCCUCAGCCGACAGGCCGUCCUUCACCAGCACCUCCGGCGGUACCCCCCGCAGCGUCCCCCGUCAUGCCUCCCCAGACCCAGUCCCCGGGGCAACCCGCCCAGCCCGCCCCGAUGGUGCAGCUCCACCAGAAGCAAAACCGUAUCACUCCAAUCCAGAAACCGAGAGGACUGGACCCGGUCGAAAUCCUCCAGGAGAGAGAAUACAGACUGCAGGCUCGCAUCGCACACAGAAUCCAAGAACUUGAAAACCUUCCUGGGUCCCUGGCUGGUGAUCUGCGGACCAAAGCGACCAUCGAACUGAAAGCGCUACGACUGCUGAACUUCCAGAGGCAGCUGCGUCAAGAGGUGGUGGUGUGCAUGCGAAGGGACACGGCUCUGGAGACGGCACUGAACGCCAAGGCUUACAAACGCAGCAAGCGGCAGUCUCUGCGGGAGGCUCGCAUCACCGAGAAGCUGGAGAAACAGCAGAAGAUCGAACAAGAACGGAAACGCCGGCAGAAGCACCAAGAGUACCUCAAUAGCAUUCUCCAGCAUGCCAAGGAUUUCAAAGAAUACCACCGGUCUGUUACGGGCAAGAUCCAGAAACUUACCAAGGCGGUGGCCACGUAUCACGCCAACACGGAGCGUGAGCAGAAGAAGGAGAAUGAAAGAAUCGAGAAGGAGCGGAUGCGCAGGUUGAUGGCCGAGGAUGAAGAAGGGUAUCGGAAGCUGAUCGACCAAAAGAAAGACAAGCGCUUGGCCUACUUGCUUCAGCAGACCGACGAAUACGUUGCCAACCUCACAGAGCUGGUGAGGCAGCACAAGGCGGCUCAGGUUGCCAAGGAGAAGAAGAAGAAGAAGAAAAAGAAGAAGGCUGAGGCUGCGGAAGGGCAGACACCGGCGAUUGGACCAGACGGUGAACCUUUGGACGAAACCAGCCAGAUGAGCGACCUCCCCGUGAAGGUGAUCCAUGUCGAGAGCGGGAACAUCCUCACGGGCACCGACGCGCCAAAGGCAGGGCAACUGGACGCCUGGCUAGAGAUGAAUCCGGGGCCCAAAACGAGAAAUGAAAUCAUGCCAUUAACUCGGGAGCAUCGCUUACCUUUGGAGGGAGCUAUUCGCGAGGAGGAAGAGGAACAGCCGCAACCUGCUCAGCCUUCUUUGGCUGUGGAAGAGAAGAAAAAGAUUCCCGAUCCAGACAGCGAUGACGUGUCCGAAGUGGAUGCGCGGCACAUCAUAGAGUGGGUUUUCGUUUUGUUCUUGCCAAGAAUGCUAAAGGAUGUUGAUGAUGAGUAUGGAGUGUCCCAAGCCCUUGCAAGGGGGCUGCAGUCUUAUUAUGCGGUGGCCCACGCAGUCACUGAAAGGGUGGACAAGCAGUCCUCACUCAUGGUGAACGGUGUCCUCAAACAGUACCAGAUCAAAGGCUUGGAGUGGCUGGUAUCCUUGUACAAUAAUAACCUAAACGGAAUCCUGGCGGACGAAAUGGGUCUGGGCAAGACGAUCCAGACCAUCGCUUUAAUUACAUACCUCAUGGAGCACAAACGUAUUAACGGACCCUUCCUCAUUAUAGUACCUCUGUCAACUCUAUCAAAUUGGGCAUAUGAAUUUGAUAAAUGGGCUCCUUCUGUGGUGAAGGUCUCAUACAAGGGCUCUCCAGCUGCAAGGCGGGCAUUCGUACCUCAGCUUCGAAGUGGAAAAUUCAACGUCUUGCUCACUACGUAUGAAUAUAUCAUCAAAGAUAAGCACAUUCUUGCCAAGAUUCGUUGGAAGUACAUGAUUGUCGACGAAGGUCACAGAAUGAAGAAUCACCACUGCAAGCUCACCCAGGUCCUGAACACGCACUACGUAGCCCCGCGUCGCUUGCUGCUGACGGGGACCCCACUACAGAACAAGCUGCCGGAGCUGUGGGCUCUGCUCAACUUCCUCCUUCCGACCAUCUUCAAGAGCUGUAGCACAUUUGAACAGUGGUUUAACGCUCCGUUUGCCAUGACUGGAGAAAAGGUGGAUUUGAAUGAAGAAGAGACGAUCCUGAUCAUCCGUCGCUUGCACAAAGUGCUGCGUCCCUUCUUGCUAAGAAGGUUAAAGAAGGAAGUGGAAGCACAGCUGCCUGAAAAGGUGGAGUAUGUGAUUAAAUGUGACAUGUCUGCGUUGCAGAGGGUACUCUAUAGGCACAUGCAGGCCAAGGGAGUUCUGCUUACGGAUGGAUCGGAGAAAGAUAAAAAGGGUAAAGGCGGUACGAAAACACUUAUGAACACUAUCAUGCAGCUGAGGAAGAUCUGCAACCAUCCUUACAUGUUUCAGCACAUAGAGGAAUCCUUUUCCGAGCACUUGGGCUUCACAGGAGGGAUCGUACAAGGGCUUGACCUGUAUCGUGCUUCUGGCAAGUUUGAGCUCCUGGACCGGAUCUUGCCCAAGCUGCGAGCCACCAACCACAAGGUGCUGCUGUUCUGUCAGAUGACCUCCCUCAUGACCAUCAUGGAAGACUAUUUUGCUUACCGUGGCUUCAAAUACCUCAGGCUCGAUGGGACCACUAAAGCCGAAGACCGUGGCAUGCUGCUGAAAACCUUCAACGAGCCGGGCUCUGAAUAUUUCAUUUUCUUGCUGAGCACCCGUGCCGGAGGGCUGGGGCUGAAUCUGCAGUCUGCGGACACAGUGAUCAUUUUUGACAGUGACUGGAACCCUCAUCAGGACCUGCAAGCCCAGGACCGAGCGCAUCGCAUCGGGCAGCAGAACGAAGUGCGCGUGUUGCGCCUCUGCACCGUCAACAGCGUGGAAGAGAAGAUCCUGGCCGCGGCCAAGUACAAGCUGAACGUCGACCAGAAGGUUAUCCAGGCUGGCAUGUUUGACCAGAAGUCCUCCAGUCACGAGCGAAGAGCUUUCCUCCAGGCCAUCUUGGAGCAUGAGGAGCAGGACGAGACCAGACACAGCACGGGCAGCGGCAGUGGCAGCGCAAGCUUUUCCCAUACUGCCUCAACCCUGUGCCUCAACUCCGACUCGGAGGAGCCACCUUUAAAGGAAGAAGAUGAAGUCCCCGACGACGAGACUGUGAACCAGAUGAUCGCCCGGCACGAGGAGGAAUUCGAUCUCUUUAUGCGCAUGGAUCUGGACCGCAGGCGAGAAGAAGCCCGCAAUCCGAAGCGGAAGCCCCGCCUGAUGGAGGAGGACGAGUUGCCCUCUUGGAUCAUCAAAGACGACGCCGAAGUGGAGAGGCUCACGUGCGAGGAGGAGGAGGAGAAAAUGUUUGGGCGAGGCUCCAGACACCGAAAGGAAGUGGACUAUAGCGACUCGCUGACCGAGAAGCAGUGGCUCAAGGUAUACAUGGCCAUCGAGGAGGGCACCCUGGAGGAGAUCGAGGAGGAGGUGCGCCAGAAGAAGUCCUCCCGCAAGCGCAAGCGGGACGUGGACGUCGGCACGUCCACCCCCACCACCAGCACCCGCAGCCGGGACAAAGACGACGACAGCAAGAAGCAGAAGAAGCGGGGCAGGCCGCCCGCCGAGAAGCUCUCGCCAAACCCCCCCAACCUCACCAAGAAAAUGAAGAAGAUCGUGGACGCGGUGAUUAAAUAUAAGGACAGCAGCAGUGGACGGCAGCUGAGCGAAGUCUUCAUCCAACUUCCUUCUCGUAAGGAGCUUCCAGAGUACUAUGAACUCAUUCGCAAGCCGGUGGAUUUUAAGAAAAUAAAGGUACGGAUCCGGAACCACAAGUACCGCAGCCUGAACGACCUCGAGAAGGACGUCAUGCUCCUGUGUCAGAACGCACAAACGUUCAACCUCGAGGGCUCCUUGAUUUACGAGGACUCCAUCGUGUUGCAAUCCGUCUUCACCAGCGUGAGGCAGAAGAUUGAGAAAGAGGAAGACAGCGAAGGGGAGGAGAGCGAAGAGGAGGAGGAAGGGGAAGAAGAAGGAUCGGAAUCGGAGUCUCGUUCCGUGAAGGUGAAGAUUAAACUGGGCCGGAAGGAGAAAGCACAGGACCGGAUGAAAGGCCGGAGGCGCACCAGCCGCGGUUCCCGGGCCAAGCCUGUCGUCAGCGACGACGACAGCGAAGAGGAGCAAGAGGAGGAUCGCUCAGGAAGCGGCACAGAAGACGACUAAGCGACAUUCCCGGCGUGCAGGACCCCCACCCCGGCGUCUCGGUC
This is a messenger RNA of Gekko japonicus, 5058 nucleotides long. RefSeq names its product SWI/SNF related, matrix associated, actin dependent regulator of chromatin, subfamily a, member 4 (gene SMARCA4). The record is from RefSeq and is a predicted model, not a curated record. Gene Ontology annotation, cellular component: nucleus. The transcript is spliced from 36 exons. Gene Ontology annotation, biological process: positive regulation of transcription by RNA polymerase II. The coding region runs from base 89 to 5014 and encodes 1641 amino acids. NCBI's taxonomy places the organism in Eukaryota, Metazoa, Chordata, Lepidosauria, Squamata, Gekkonidae. Gene Ontology annotation, molecular function: ATP binding; transcription factor binding; histone binding.